AUUUUUGUCAGCUAAAUAAGUAGUAAAUUUUUUUAUUAAAAAUGUCGAAUAUUGAUAAAAAUAUUCGAAAAAAUAUUUUAAAUAAGGAACUUAACGAAGAAUGGCUCCUUAUUAAUUUUCAGAUUUGGAUAAAUAUUGAUAUUAAUUCAAUAACUGGAAAUUGCAAUAAAGGGUUUAAACAUGAUUCCAUAAUUUGCUGUAACGAAAGCCACACGUGCAGAACAGGUAGCCUAAUAUUAAAUUAUUAUAUACCUAUUUAUAUUUUUUUUAUUUCUGAAAUUUACAAAUUUCUAGAAAAAAGUGAAGUUCAAAAUGUCAGAGUUAUUUUACCCAAGCGCUUACAUGUUUCAAACAUUCCAUUUCGUUUUCGUGAUUAUGAACUUCGCAAGUUAUUCGCAAGUUUUGGAGAGAUAUGCGAAACUGAAAUUAUUUUCAAUGAUCGUGGCAGCAAAGGUUUUGGAUUCAUAACAUUUUCGAAAUGGACGGAAGCAGAGAGAGCAAGGUUACAUUUAGAUGGCAUGGAAAUUGAGGGACGACAAAUUGAAGUCAACAUCGCAACUAUAAAAAAUUUUAAGUUAUAUCGGUUAAUCAGGAAUAAAAAAUUCUAGUUAUUUUCAUUUUAAUAAACUAGCAAAUUAGUUUACAGAAAAAAUAUUUUAACAAAACAUACUAAAGUUCAAUAAUU
Messenger RNA from Condylostylus longicornis, 685 nucleotides. RefSeq names its product RNA binding protein fox-1 homolog 1-like. The transcript is spliced from 5 exons. Bases 42 to 608 code for a protein of 188 amino acids. The record is from RefSeq and is a predicted model, not a curated record. Lineage: Eukaryota; Metazoa; Arthropoda; Insecta; Diptera; Dolichopodidae. Gene Ontology annotation, cellular component: nucleus; cytoplasm. Gene Ontology annotation, biological process: nervous system development; regulation of alternative mRNA splicing, via spliceosome. Gene Ontology annotation, molecular function: mRNA binding.